Molecule: messenger RNA, 552 nt
Organism: Adineta ricciae
Lineage: Eukaryota; Metazoa; Rotifera; Eurotatoria; Adinetida; Adinetidae
Source: the annotation of a GenBank genome assembly
AUGAAAAUACUCGUUUCAAUUUCGAUAGUUUUCCUGCAAUUUGCAAGUAUCAUUGAAUGUACAUCGAGUCCAAUUCAACCAUUUGCAACAUAUCGUAAUGAAACUGAACUCAUCGAAAAUGUUGCUGAUUUGUGGUGGACAGUAGACGAUGUUCGAAUGGAGAUUACCUUCGAAUUACACGUCAGAACUACUGGAUGGAUUGCUCUUGGUAUUGGUUUAGCAGAAGAUGUGACUAACAAUGCCGAUAUAGGUAUUGGUUGGAUUGAUACGAAUGGAAAAUUAUAUUUCGAAGAUCGGCACAGUUCUGGUUUUGUACUACCAAUUAAAGACCCAACAACACAAGAUUGGUUUGGUUUGCAAGGUCAAGAAGAAAACAAUUGGACAGCAAUUCAAUUCAAGCGAGCAUUAGAUACGAAAGAUAAUAUGGAUCUUCCAAUUCAAUCGGGAACUAAUGUUGUUCUCUUUGCCUAUGGACUUAUUGAUCCAAAUCCUGACAUAACAUAUCAUGAAGAUCGUCGCAUUACACGCAUGUUUCCUCUCUGGAAACCCUAG